UCGUGGUCUUGUUCAAGUCUAUAGAUGACAACCAUACUUUCUGAUAUUUGAGCCUUCAAUUUGUUUGCCAUUCUGAUUAGGGAACAAGCAUACAGCCCGUCUGAUGGUAAACAGUCUCUGUAGCCUAUAGAUGCCUGCAAAUCUAAGGGUGUUACGUUGGCAACUUUGUAUAACAUUAAUACAAAUUUUUUGGAGAACUCUAUUCUAUAGUCUCUAAGGAAAAACUUGGCAAGGAACUCAUUCCACAGUUUGCGCGUUAGUGAGAAGAACUUCUUCUGAAGCCGCACUGUACUCAAUAAUUUGGGUAUUAUCGUAUAAGGAUGAAUUGCCUGUAAAUUGUGUCAAAAGUCAAAAGACUUCUGGAAAUUAUGUUUUGUUGCUCGUAAAGACAGAAUUUGGAUUUCCUAAAAUCUUUAUCAUCAACAAAGCUGCUAUUAAUAUCUGAAGACAAUUUAUCGAGUGAUAACCAACACUACUGAUAAAAAAAAACGAAUUCGACAGAAGGUACUUUAAAUCUUGCACGAUUUUUUUGUGAUUACAAUUCAGUUGCAAGCCACAGGUGAAACUUGACUUUGAAAAUGUUGAAGUCUAUUCUAAUGAAGUUAGAAAAUCCAAAACGUCCGCUCUUAGGUCCAAAUAUAUACUCAUUACAAUUCUGGGGUGUGUUGCUUCCAAAGACUAAUAUUUGUAUGAAAUAUUUUUACAUGACCAUCCAUACUAUAGUUACAUUAUUUGUUGUCACCGAAAUUAUGGACGUUUGGUAUAUAAAGUCUGAUUUAAAUAAUUUGUUGAACAACUUAAAAACCACAAUAUUAGCAACAAUGAGUACAAUCAAAGUACUUAGUUUCUUGUAUUGGCAAAAACGUUGGUGGAACGUCAUUGAUUAUGUCACUGAAUCUGAUAUCAACAGGAGAAAAACUGAGGAUGUGAAUAAGAAAAGAAUAAUAGAAAAUUAUACAAAAUACUGUCGCAUUUUCACAUACUCCUACUGGACGUUAAUGUACUUCACAAUUCUUGUGUUGAUCGUAACACCAGUUUUUAAGUACAUUUUCUCUUCAACCUAUAGAUAUAAUGUCAAAAAUGGUAAUGAAGAAUAUUUGCAAGUUGUAAGCUCUUGGAUGCCGUUUGAUAAAAAUGCUCCCGUUGCUGUUAUACCAGUGGGUAUUGUUCAGGGAUUUAUGGCGACAUAUGGCGGCGGAUGGAUUUCUUCUUAUGAUACUAAUGCAUUGGUCAUUAUGGUGUAUUUUCGAGCAGAACUUGAAUUGUUGAGAAUUGAUUCUGCUAAUAUAUUUGGCGAAGAGGACAAUCCUGUUUCAAUUGAAGUUGCUAGAGAAAGAUUGAGGGAAUGUCAUAAGAAACACGUAGAAUUGAUGAAAUAUAUUCAAUUAUUAAAUUCUUGUCUUUCGCCAAUAAUGCUUCUGUAUCUGUUGGUGUGUGCUAUAAUGCUUUGUGUAACAGCAUAUCAAAUUACUGUGCAAACGAGCGCAAUGGAAAGAUUUUUCUCGAUAGAAUAUUUAGUGUUUGGCGUGGCACAACUGUUCUUUUAUUGUUGGCACAGUAACAAUGUCUUAUAUGCGAGUUAUGAUCUAACGAGAGGUCCAUAUGAGAGUUUUUGGUGGAAAAAGCAUGUGUCUCGUUCAUUUCGCAAAGACCUGUUCAUAUUGACAGCCCAAUUUAACAAAAUAGUCGUCUUCACUGCGGGACCGUUCACGGAUCUUAAUAUGGCUACUUUUAUUAAUAUCUUGAAAGGAGCCUACAGUUAUUAUGCGUUACUUACGAAUUCAAUCACGGCGUUUAAAAUGUUUAGAUCUAUCCUAAUGAAAUUAGAAAAUCCGAAACGACCCUUAUUAGGUCCAAAUGUAUACGCUUUAGAGUUUUGGGGGUUAUUAUUACCAGAGAACAUGUUUAAGAGAUAUUUUUACUUAACUAUGCACGUUUUAGUUACAAUAUUUACAGCUACUGAGUACGUAGACGUUUGGUUUGUGAAGUCCGAUAUGAGCCAUUUGUUGAACAAUUUAAAAAUCACAAUGCUAGCAACAAUGAGUGUAUGUAAAGUUACCACAUUCUUGUAUUGGCAAAAACGUUGGAGAAGCAUUAUAGAAUACAUCACUAAAUCUGAUUUGAACAGAAGAAAAACAAAUGACAUGACCAAGAAAAACAUGAUUGACAAUUAUACAAAAUAUUGUCGUAAAAUCACAUACUUUUAUUGGUCUUUGAUGUAUACAACAGUCAUUAUAGUCAUGGUUACACCAAUUUUCAAGUAUUUAUUCUCUUCUGCAUAUAGAAGUAACCUUGAUGAUGGUACAGAAAAGUAUCUACAAGUUGUAAGCUCAUGGGUACCAUUUGAUAAAAAUACGCUUGUUGGAUAUUUAGCAGCAUCUGCUUUUCAAUCGUAUGCAGCCAUAUACGGUGGUGGAUGGAUAACUUCUUUUGACACUAACGCAAUGGUGAUUAUGGUGUCUUUUCGAGCUGAACUCGAGUUAUUGAGAAUUGAUUGUGCUAAUAUAUUCAGUGAAGAAGGUCGUAUUGUUUCUGAUAAAGUUUGUAAUGAAAGACUAAGAGAAUGCCAUAAACGACACGUGGAAUUAGUAAAAUAUUCUCGAAUGUUCGACGAGUGUCUCUCGCCAAUAAUGCUACUAUAUAUGUUCGUUUGUUCAGUUAUGCUGUGCGUCACAGCCUAUCAGAUUACUAUAGAAACGAGUGCAAUGCAAAGAUUCUUAACAACAGAAUAUUUAGUGUUUGGAGUGGCACAACUCUUCAUUUACUGUUGGCACAGCAACGAAGUAUUAUACGCGAGCCAAAAUCUGAGAUGGGGUCCGUAUGAGAGUGUUUGGUGGACAAAAGACGUAUCAUACCGUAAAGAUCUAUUCAUACUAAUUGCCCAAUACAACAGAAUCGUUGCCUUUUCUGCUGGACCAUUCACACAGCUCACUGUUGCCACUUUCAUAAGUAUCUUGAAAGGAGCCUACAGUUAUUACACGCUACUGAGUCAAUCGCAAAACGUUAUUUCGGAUUCAGCACAAACGUAGAUUGACAGAUUGAAAUAUGUAAUUGUAGCUAUAUUUUUAAAAUUACUAUAGUGUAUUUAUUUUUCACUUAUUACAAUUAAUAUAUGCAUUUUGACAUUUGAAUAUAGUACAUUAAUUAUUAAUAUAUAUUAUUAUAAUUUUUUUUAUAUAUAUCAUAUACAAAUAUGUAAAAAAUAUAGUUUAUCUUUUUUAUUAUAUACACACCUAAUAUCUACGUGCAGGGGGUGAAGGGGUUGUUAGUAAUGGGGAUUACCAAUCCCAUUGCUAGCAAUAAACUCUAUCAGGUCGACCUUCUCCCGGUUCCCCUUGAAAACCAUCUUGAUUGGUUUAUUGUUGAAUUCGUCACGAUGGGCUAACUGACCUGAUUCAUCCUCACCUAUCAUGCCUCACUGGUGCCCCGCCGGUGUAUACCGAUAGCGCGGGUGGGGUUACCGUUCUAUUAGCAUCCAUUAAAAAAAAUAUAUCUACGUGCUACAAACAUCAAGAGCAAGUACUUAAAAAAAUAUUUAAAGAUAAAAAGAUUCUUUGAGAUCACUGCCAGCUGGUAGGGUACCUAGGAUACUUGCUGCAUUUAAAAUAUACAAAUUACUAUAUAAUUAUUUCUUUGAGAAUAUAUUUAAAGGUACAUUUAUUUUAACGAGGAUAAUGGAAUAAAUCCCUGUAGAUCUACAAAGCACUCAGUAAGCAUAUUUUUAAAAGAAGACUCUUUAAUUAUUUGUUGAGUCAACAAAACCAGCUCUAGUUACAGUUUACUCAGUAGUUACUAUAUCUUAUAAUCCUUUCUGUUGUUUUGAUAUAUAUAUAU
Galleria mellonella (greater wax moth) is the source of this 3834-nucleotide messenger RNA. RefSeq lists its product as uncharacterized. The transcript has 10 exons. The record is from RefSeq and is a predicted model, not a curated record. NCBI's taxonomy places the organism in Eukaryota, Metazoa, Arthropoda, Insecta, Lepidoptera, Pyralidae. Gene Ontology annotation, biological process: detection of chemical stimulus involved in sensory perception of smell; sensory perception of smell. The coding region runs from base 579 to 3029 and encodes 816 amino acids. Gene Ontology annotation, molecular function: olfactory receptor activity; odorant binding. Gene Ontology annotation, cellular component: plasma membrane.